This is a messenger RNA of Rhododendron vialii, 1279 nucleotides long. RefSeq names its product ervatamin-B-like. Bases 58 to 1092 code for a protein of 344 amino acids. Gene Ontology annotation, cellular component: lysosome. The record is from RefSeq and is a predicted model, not a curated record. Lineage: Eukaryota; Viridiplantae; Streptophyta; Magnoliopsida; Ericales; Ericaceae. Gene Ontology annotation, molecular function: cysteine-type endopeptidase activity. The transcript has 2 exons.
ACGACCCACAAACACUAUCAUCAACUACCACAAUAUUCCUAUAGCUUUAUUAGUUCUAUGGCUUCUACCAUGUCCUUCUUGGUCUUCGCCUUUGGAAUUUUAGCCUCUCAAUUAGUAGUAGCUUCCUCUCGCCUUAUCAAUGAGGAAAAUUCCAUGCUAGAAAUGCACCAGCAAUGGAUGUCUCGCCACGGACGGGUUUACAAGGAUGAACAAGAGGAGGGCGCCCGGUUCAAGAUAUUCAAGGACAACGUGGACCGUAUCAACGCGUUCAAUUCCGGUGCGGACAAAGGAUACAAGCUGAGUGUGAACCAAUUUGCUGACCUGACCAACGAGGAGUUCCGGGCUUCUCGUCGUAAUGGUUACAAGAGGCAAUCACCUAGUCAAGUGAUUUCUGGCUCAGAACCUUUUCGGUACACAAAUGUAACCGUUGCAUUGUCUGCUAUUGAUUGGUGGAAGAAAGGCGCGGUUACUCCCGUCCAAGACCAAGGCGCAUGUGGAAGUUGUUGGGCGUUUUCGGCAGUGGCAGCCAUGGAAGGUAUUUACAAAAUCAAAACCGGUAAUCUAUUAUCCCUAUCCAAGCAAGAGUUGGUUGACUGUGACGUUAAAGGAGAAGACGAGGGUUGCAGCGGCGGGUAUAUGAAUAAUGCCUUUGAAUUCAUCAAGCAGAACAAAGGCCUCACGACAGAAGCCAAAUACCCUUACGUGGGACAAGACGGAACCUGCAAAAGCAAGAAACUACGCACGCCUGCUACCAAGAUAACCGGAUACGAAGACGUGCCAAGGAACAGCGAGAAGGCCUUGCUCCAAGCCGUGGCUAACCAACCGGUGUCGGUUGCCAUUGAAGCCGGUGGAGACGACUUCCAAUUCUACUCGAGCGGUGUCUACAACGGAACGUGCGGCACGAUGCUUGACCAUGGUGUGACCGCGGUUGGAUACGGGACUACUAGUGAUGGGACUAAGUACUGGUUGGUUAAGAAUUCGUGGGGGACUGGAUGGGGUGACAAUGGGUAUAUAAAGAUGAAGAGAGAUGUGGCUGCCAAGGAAGGCCUGUGUGGGAUUGCUAUGUAUGCUUCUUACCCAGUAAUGGAUUAGGACUGAUUAGUGGAAGUGUGAUAAUGAUAUGUGUUCUUACAAUUAUAGCCAUGAUAUAUAUAUAUAUAUAUAUAUAUAUAUAUAUAUAUAUAUAUAUAUAUAUAUAUAUAUAUAUAUAUAUAUAUUGUGGAAUAUUUUGCUUUCAAAGCUUUUGGCCAUUAUAUUUUAAAUAAGAUUAGUUUCUAUA